Messenger RNA from Lactuca virosa, 1446 nucleotides. The record is from the annotation of a GenBank genome assembly. Lineage: Eukaryota; Viridiplantae; Streptophyta; Magnoliopsida; Asterales; Asteraceae.
AUGUGUUGUAAUUUUCGGUUCUUAUCAUCUUCGAAGAACAAUAACUCUGACCACAAACAAGUACCCAGGAACUUGAUUCAAGUACGUUUCAGCCCAAAAAAAUUCCACUUUCAUGCUUUGUUGAUUUCGGGAGCCUCAAGUGGCCUUGGGACUGAAACUUCAGUUCACGAGUUCUUGCAUUUUGUAGGCUCCAUGUACUUAUGUUUGUUAGGAAUACGUCGGCAGGAGGAUUUGAAUGAGUUAGUUGGAGACGUUGAGUACAGGUUUGGGAAGUGGAAAGGCUCAACAAGGUUACUGCUUUUGGAUGAGAAACAUGCCUAUAAGGCGUUCGAUGAAAUGCCCGAUCCGAUUAAGGGUUUAAUCACAAAGGAGAGAGGUUGUAUUGACUCAGCAGUUGCACCAUUUACUAAAGAUAUUGGACCUCCAUGAGGGAUCGGAUCUUCUUGAAGUGGUGCUUAGAGCCAUACGAGACUCAGAUUCCACUAAACCUGCUAUUUUCGGCAUGUCCAAUCCCACUUUGAAUGGAUUGUCUUUCUGAAUCCAUUAUUCGAAUAAUAUUUUUGAAGGACAAUGGGGGUAUUUUGGUCAUUUGGCAAAAUAAAAAUGAAUAAUGAAAUGAAAUUCCUUCCACCCAAUCUUAGGAACAAUGAACAAAAAGGAAUCACGAAUUCCAAUUCUCUCAGAUUCCCUUAGAAUCCGUAUGAAAAUAUAGCUUUUGGAAGUGGAAGCCCUUUUGAGCAUGUUGAUCUCCGUAGGAAGAGCUGAAAGACAUCACCAGGUAUGGGUCAAAGGAAUUCUUUGUUGAUGAGAAUGAUCAGGCUAUGAAAUCAAGACAAAUCCAAUACCAUGAUGCUGCAAUAGAUGGAGAGUCAAGUAGAGGUAUUGUCCAUCGCUGUAAAUGGAUACCAUAAGGUUGUGAAAGAAAACCAGACUUUAUACAACAUGGUCGAAGAUUUAAAAGGAAACAUUCAGGUUUACUGCAGGAUUAGACCUGCAUUACAUUUAGAACUGACACAAAGAACGUGCUCGAUUACAUUGAAGAAGAUGGGUCAUUAGUGGUUUUAGAUCCUUUAAAACAUCAUAAAGAUGGAAAAAGUUGUUUCAAUUCAACCGUGUUUUUGGUCCAACUGGUACUCAAGAGGAGGUUUUUUGCCGACAAGAGAAAAAAACCAAACACAGCGCCAACGGCGCGCAUGAUUCCCUUCUAGUUCAUAUAUGAAUAACAAAUGAACUGUAACAAAAUUAUGAUAAAUGUGUUCUUCGUAUGUAAAUAUAACUUGUGGGGAAAGCUAAUACACAUUUUAUUCAUAUGUGAAUAUAAAAUGUGACGAGAGUUGAUGUAAACUGUACAAAGUUUAUUAUAUGUUAUAUUCAUAUAUGAAUGAUAUACGUUUUAUUCAUAUGUGAAUAUAAAAUGUGGCGAGAGUUGAUGUAAACUGUACAGAG